GUUAUGCUGUUUGAACUCAGCGCUUGUCAUGCGACUUGAUCGUGUAUGGCAUCGCAUGAACAAUCAGCUGUUGUGACAUAACCUACGUGAAUCCCAAAAUGCUGCGCCGUCUAUUGCCGAGUGCGCGAGUAGCACUGCAAGUGUCAAAGCCAGUGGUGAUUGCGACUAGAUGUAAUACUUACAGUGUAUAUGAGCCGGACUACCUCGAGUCCCUUAAGCCCAAGUUCCCGCAAUACGAAAGCCUCAAUGUACAGAUAAAGGGCUACGAUUACCCACUUCUCGAGAGCUAUCAACGAUUCCUCCACGGUGUGGCGGAGUACCUCGAUUUGGAUGUCUCCGACUGCUAUGCUUUGCCCCCACAGCAGACACAGGUGCAACGCCUGCGACCCAAUUCGACGGUCAUUGAGUCCGAGUACAAGUUGACCACCUAUGAACGCAGCCUACUGCUGAACAACGUGGAUGCACCGGUGUAUCCACAAUUUCUAAGGAUUGCACAAGCGGCGCUUCCGGAGGGCGUUCAUCUGACGGUGUCGGAGCAUACAGAUGAGCAUGAUGAACGACGCUAUGUGCCCGAUAAGGAUCUACUCGAUCUCAAGGCGGAGCUGGAGCGCAUGGGUGGCGCCACGCCCAAUAAGAAAAAAUAAUCUGCACACAUUUGUCAUUUGGCAAAAACAUUUAAAAACUAGUUUUUAUUUUAUUGAAUAAAUCUGUAAAAAUUGUAGAAGGGAAACAU
This is a messenger RNA of Drosophila mojavensis, 733 nucleotides long. RefSeq names its product 39S ribosomal protein L48, mitochondrial (gene mRpL48). Bases 99 to 644 code for a protein of 181 amino acids. Gene Ontology annotation, cellular component: mitochondrial ribosome. The transcript is spliced from 3 exons. NCBI's taxonomy places the organism in Eukaryota, Metazoa, Arthropoda, Insecta, Diptera, Drosophilidae. The record is from RefSeq and is a predicted model, not a curated record.